AUGUUUCAGACCGUAGGAAUCGGACUUCUCUUGCUGGUUACGUGUGGUUCAUGUGAGGAUACGGCAGCUGAUGAUAUAGGAGUGCACAUGAUGGGCCGCAUAUCUGAGCUCCUUUCCCCCGAGGAAUGUCAUGAGUUCUACACUCAGAUCACCGGCCCUGAGGAGAACAUGGAGAAAGCGCUGGAGCGACUCUCUGAGGCGAAGAACCCAAUCCGCUCCCGCCACCGGCGAGACAUCGUCAGCACAGAACAGUGCAAAGACGUCCUGACCCAGUGGCUCGAGGUGGAAGGAGAUGCAGUGUACUGGGACCGUCUCUCCCGAGCUCUCCGCCAGAUUGGGCGCCCUGACAUCUCCCAGGAGCUGGGCAAGAACUUGAACCAGGACAAGAACCUUGAGCUGAAGAGGAACGUGGAAGAAUAUCACAAGGGGGUGGAACAUCUGACCUCCUCGCUCCUGCUGGAGGAGGAUGAGAAAUAUGGCGAGACAAACCAGCACAUCAGAGCUGGGCGAGCAGGUGGGAAAUCCCGCAGGGCGAGCAGAUCGAUGCAGGAAGGCUGGGGUGACAUCGACCUCAUCAUCGAAAGGAAACCACUCCCUCCGUACAACAGGAGCCUCUUUGAAUGGCUCAAUCCGGUGGCUUCUGGCUUCAUCGGAGGGUUUUUAACCUCUUGCGUCCUCAUGGCACUUGCUAUUUACUCCUUCCUCUGGACCCUGAACCAAGACUCCCUGGAGCCUUCCCAUCAUAACCCAGGGCCCCGGCCUGAGCGUGCGGCUCACAACCCCUUGUUCGAGUACGACCUCAACUAUGCCUUGAUUUUAGAUGAAGAUUUAGGGGACAGUUUGGAUGGGGAUGCUUCCGACGACACCAGCUUUGAAGGGGAGCCGUAA
Molecule: messenger RNA, 888 nt
Organism: Malaclemys terrapin pileata
Lineage: Eukaryota; Metazoa; Chordata; Testudines; Emydidae
Gene: TMDD1
Product: transmembrane and death domain 1
Exons: 1
Coding region: 1-888 (295 amino acids)
Biological process (GO): signal transduction
Molecular function (GO): protein binding
Source: RefSeq, a predicted model, not a curated record